AAUCAGGCCAGUCUUCAGAGACCUGAGAUUAAACUGGAAUCUCUAAAAGAAGAUAUUAAGGAAUUCUUUAAAAUAUCAGGUUGGGAGAAGAAACUUCAGAAUGCUGUGUAUAGUGAACUGAGUGUGUUUCCUUUACCUAGUCAUCCUGCUGCACCUCCUGAGCAUCUUAAAGAACCUUUGGUAUACAUGAGGAAAGCACAGGGAAGUUGGGAAAAAAGAAUUUUGAAGAGUUUAAAUAGUAUGUGCACUGAACUGAGUAUCCCAUUGGCACGAAAGAGGCCAGUUGGAGAACAGAAAGAACUUCUUAAUAAAUGGAAUGAAAUGGGAACUGAUGAACCAGACUUAAGCCUUUUCAGACCUGUCUAUGCACCUAAGGAUUUUCUUGAGGUAUUGAUUAAUCUUCGCAACCCAAAUUAUGAAAAUGGUGAUUCUCUUAGUUUUAGGACUCAUUUGGGCUUAAUCCAAGUUCCUCUGAAAGUAAAAGACAUUCCUGAAUUGAAAGAAUGUUUUGCAGAACUUGGCUUAAACACAGGACAACUGGGUAUAGAUGAUUCUACACAAGUGCCUCCUGAACUUUUUGAAAAUGAGCAUGUGCGUAUUGGGCAAAAAGUUCUAGCAGAGCAAGAUAGUGCUGCUGCUCAGCAAUACGUCAGACAAGGAAGCCCCACAGCACUGAGAGCAGAACUGUGGGCUCUCAUUCUGAAUAUUUCCAGUCAGCCUGAGGAUAUCUUGUAUUAUGAGCAGCUUAAGACCAAUGUGAUACAACAUGACCUUUUGGUGGACAGCCUAAUUUAUAAAGAUGUGAAAUUGACAGCAAGCAAUGAUGAUUAUUAUUUUGUAUUUGAAGAUUACUUAUAUCAGGUAUUACUUUGUUUUUCCCGGGAUACAUCUGUGUUGAGUCACUUUGCAUACAACAGUGCUUCACCACCGAAAUCAUACAUUAGAGGAAAACUAGGACUAGAAGAAUAUGCUGUCUUUUACCCACCAAAUGGUGUAAUCCCUUUUCAUGGAUUUUCAAUGUAUGUUGCACCACUUUGUUUUCUAUACCAUGAACCUUACAAAUUAUAUCAGAUAUUCCGUGAGAUGUAUGUGCGUUUUUUCUUCAGACUUCAUUCCAUCUCUUCUCAUCCUUCUGGUAUUGUGUCACUCUGUUUGCUGUUUGAAACUCUUCUUCAGACUUACCUUCCUCAACUCUUUUAUCAUCUACGAGAAAUUGGAGCUCAACCACUUCGCAUAUCAUUUAAGUGGAUGGUUCGAGCUUUCUCUGGAUACUUAGCUACAGACCAACUCUUGCUUUUGUGGGAUAGAAUCUUAGGCUACAACUCUUUGGAAAUUCUUGCUGUCUUGGCAGCUGCUGUGUUUGCUUUCCGAGCAGUGAACCUGAUGGAGGUGACAUCACUGGCUGCAGCUGAAGCAGUUCUUGCUGACCUUUCUACUUUAAAAGUUAUGCCUCUUCUUCAAAUUUUUCUGUUUGCUACUGUCACCUGAUCUUCUUCACAGUCACUGACAACACAUCUAGUUUUUCAUUAUAAACUAAUCAUGAACUAUGCAAACUCUGCAUAAAACCAAAAUUAAAUUUUGCAUAUAAGCCAAUAAAGAUCAUGUUCAUCCCUCAGUUAAA
This is a messenger RNA of Carlito syrichta (Philippine tarsier), 1621 nucleotides long. It is a transcript of the gene TBC1D19, whose product is annotated as TBC1 domain family member 19. The record is from RefSeq and is a predicted model, not a curated record. NCBI's taxonomy places the organism in Eukaryota, Metazoa, Chordata, Mammalia, Primates, Tarsiidae. The transcript is spliced from 20 exons. The annotation marks the transcript as partial.